AUGCCUUCAGAUAUGAAAUCGUCACUUCAUCGUUUCCGUGUUGAAAGUCGGCCGUCCCCAUCAUUGCAUAGCGAUCCCCUAAUGUCCGACCGGCGGCCUUCCGCGGGUGGAGUCGAGAAGUCAUACGAUCUCUUGACGGCCAAAGCGAAUCACAUACCAGCGUGCGAAAGAUGUCGCAAUUUCAAGAAGAAGUGUAGUCGGACGUUUCCAGUUUGCUCAUUAUGUGCCAGCGCCGGAACCAAGUGCUCUUUCUCCACCCCGACCUCGUCCGCAGAUGCUCAGACACAUCAUUUGAGAGCACGACUGAACUGGCUGACUGCUAAUGUCAACCAAGCUUUGCCUGCCGGAGCCCCUAGAAUUGACACCAUUGAGACCGGAGUGGACUUGACAGAGCUGCUGCGAUGUAUUCCAGCUAGAACAGCUGCCUCCCAAGAGCAAUCGCCCGCAGCUGUAAUCACCGGUGCUCGGGAUCUACAUCUUACAGGAGAUCAGCAACUGGUCGAUCAACCGAUGACCGAUCCUGGCAGUGGUCAUUUGAGCAUCAAUGGACAGGUGACAAACUCCCCAGGGUGUCGCGACAACGUCUUCGAGCCUGCUGAGACCCUAAACAAUACUCCCCGAACGAUUAUCGAUGGCGAGCAUGUUAUUCGUCAGAAGCUUCCCCCAAACGCCGCCGCCCGGCGAUUUGUAGAUGCUUACCUUCGUAACGUCAAUCGGGCAUAUCCAUUUGUUGAUAGGAACAAGGUGCUUCGUGAUCUUGAGACGCUCGGAGAUUGCCCGACACGACAACAAGAUGCAAGCUCAACUUCAUUGUACCUGAUAAUGGCCAUUGGAUGUACCACGCUUCAGAGAGCAGGUCAAAUACCAGAUGACACCGUAUCCAAAUUCGAUGUAGUUUAUUCGGAUAUAAGUUUGCACAACACUGUUGGACACAAUAUCCUGAGGAGACUCGUGCUGUUCUCCCAGGGAAGGGAACCCUUUCCUCUAGCCAAUACAAGAAUGGUAGCUGACGGUGUAAAACUAGUGCAAGAGAAUAUCUGCCAAGAAGGAGUCGAGUCUAUACAAAUACUGGUGCUGCUAGCGCUCUAUUCUUUGUUUGAUCCCUCCGGCCCAUCUGCGUGGUCAUUAGUAGGCAUGGCGGCUCGUCAGGCUGUGCUGUUGGGGCUGACUCGCCGCCAAAGUGAAACCAGAUCCCUUUCCGCCACCGAUAUCGAGCUGAGGCAUCGACUCAUCUGGUCGAUAUAUGUGCUGGAUCGGAUGAUGGCGACUUCCCUUGGCCUUCCCGCUGCUUUAGUAGAUGAAAGCAUGAAUGUUCCGCUACCAGGGCUGACCAUUGACGAAUUCGCGUCAUCAGAUCGGUCACAGUUUGCGACCAUACUACAGACGAGCCGUCAUGUAAUCGUGCUGCGACAGAUUGAAGGGCGGAUCCUAGACCGAGUGCACCUGCUCAAACAGUCCAAGAUUAGUACACUUGCUCUUGCAGAUCGGCGGGCAAUACUGCAAGAUAUCCGAACAGAUAUCGAGAACUGGUACAGUAAUGGCUGCUUGGUGUGCCCACCCGAGCCAGACAAUAUUCCCAUACAUAACUCCAUUACUUGGCUGAGCGCAAGAUACUACUAUUUGCUGCUCCUCCUGUAUUAUCCCUCUCAAUUCACUUCAGCAGUGGUAUCGAAGGCGGAGCUCCUGCGCUUUGCACAGAAACAUGUGCAUUCAACAUCAGUGCUGUUUCAGCAACGACAGCUACCACUUAACAGGGUGACACUGUUCCGGAUAUUCCCAACUGCUUUGGUGCUCAUGCAUGGUUACGUCGCAUGCGCAGCCGAUUGCACUCCUUUCCCAGCUCAAGAUGACGUGGCUGUGCUCAUCAAGAUCUUGGAGGCAUUCUCCGGCGGUUGGUUGGUCGCACACCGAGCAUCCCACAUCCUGCGCCAAUUUCUCAAUGUAAUCAUGAGCUCGCCGGAGUAUACUACGAUACAAUUCUCCAUCGCUAGCUUCACCGAGUUGAUGCAGGAAGCUCUAGGAAAAGCGACAUGCUACGCUUCCACCGAAAUCGUAGAGGACAGAACAAGCAGACGACUUGGCUCAUACGGUUCUCUUUCUGACACUGGAAGGACAGGUCUAGGAUCGGCCACAAGUAUGUCGGGCCUGGUUGGGAGCGAUGAAUCAGACAUGAAUUAUGAAUGGCCAGGGUCACUAGAUUUAGACUUCCUGUAG
Messenger RNA from Truncatella angustata, 2214 nucleotides. Its product is annotated as fungal-specific transcription factor domain-containing protein. Bases 1 to 2214 code for a protein of 737 amino acids. The record is from RefSeq and is a predicted model, not a curated record. Lineage: Eukaryota; Fungi; Ascomycota; Sordariomycetes; Amphisphaeriales; Sporocadaceae. Gene Ontology annotation, molecular function: DNA-binding transcription factor activity, RNA polymerase II-specific; sequence-specific DNA binding; zinc ion binding. Gene Ontology annotation, biological process: positive regulation of transcription by RNA polymerase II; DNA-templated transcription. The transcript is spliced from 3 exons.